UUCCUUAUUUGUAACUCUCCCAGGCCCAGAGUUUUGCAUGCAUUAUUUGCAAUUGUAGUUACCACAGCUGCAGUAACUGUGCAUGCGAAAACCCUGUAUCAACUAUUUGCAUAAAUAACUAGUGAAACUGUGCACACAAUUGUUGUUCCUGAAUGCACACAAUGGCACGCAUACACUGUAUAAAUAGCUGGGCCUUGUUGUUCAGAAUUUUGACAUGACCAAGAACUUUGGAAGUGGAGGAGAAACUUUUAUUUAAAAAAGAAGAACGAUCUCUGCAAAAAAGAAACACAAAGAAUAGCUCAUACACAAUGGCUCCUAAUGCAACAGAGUACACAGCAUGUUGUCCUUUAUGAAAGUCUGAGGAUGUAGAUCCAUGUGACUCUGCUCCCGGAAGCUCAGAGAGAUUUCAAAGAAGGAUCUUCCAGAUCAGCAAGUCUGAGAUGUGCCUAAAUGGAUGACACUGAGCAAAGGACACUUAUGUAAGAGAAGGGAACACAUAAAGUUCUGACUGGAUAUUUGGUGCUUGCUGAUUGAUACAUGCUCAUACAUUGGAGUCAGUCGUUUUCCGGCAAGUUCUGUAAUUGACUCUCAAUCUGCUUUGGGACUCGGAUAAAUGGCAAAAGCACCGUCUAGUGCAGCGUCACAAGUGGAGCAACUCAUCUUUGACCACUUAAGGAGAGCUGCCACUCCAAAGAAGGCCUGUGAGAUUGCCGGUGCAUGUUCAGUUACCAGAAAGGAAGCCAAGAAAGUGCUGUACAAGUUGCAGAAGGAGGGAAAGGUUGAGAAGCAGAGUGACGAUAACAAAUGGCUUGUCCGUGCAGACGCAGAGGUGGAAUGUCAUCAGAAAACCGCCGAGUUGAAAAUCGAUGACACCGCCUUAGUCCCACUGCACCAGCCUGUGAACGCUGUGACUCCUGUGAAAGAUGACCGCAAACUGUCAGAAAAUCAGGAAAAGAUUUACCAGUUUCUGUCAGAAAAUGGAUCUCGCAGUGCAUUAGCCAUUGCCAAACAUAUGGGAAAGACGACACGAAAGGAUGUCAAUGCAGAUUUAUACGCGCUGCAGAAAAGACAUGUCCUCAGCCAGGAGGAAGACACGAAGCUUUGGUCGGUUUACGGACAGGGGGCAGGUUACAAGCUAACAAAUCCUGGAGCAAAUAAGGAAGCAGGGCCAGUUAUUAUUCAGAAUAAUCCAACAAACAUUAUCUAUCAGGGAGGAGUGCAAAACACCAUCUCUAUAGCUGAUUCCAGAGCUACUCAAAUUGGAAACUACAACUCGCUGAAUCUAGUGGAUAAAAAAGAUGAUUCUAGACCAACUGUUCCAAGACUUAGGGCUGCAUCAGAGAAUGCUGAUAUGUUGCACUGUGAAGCAGAAGCUAAAGCAACCCCCCAGGGUGGUCAGGAAAUUGAUGUCACUGAGUCCACACUCAAGAAUACUGUCAUUGGUGAUGAUAAUCAAAUGAAUAUCAUUAUGAAGGCCUUCGCUGAUAGUCGAGAGGAGCAGCUGGACCAAUAUGGCACUCCAGAAAAGAAUCCAUUUGGUGACAGUUUUUCUGCCAGCCCUGGGCCGUCACUGAAAAUUAACACCUCCCUCCCCGGGGAAGGGAGAGCUCCAUUGCAAAGAGUCACCAUUGACAAGUCCGAGAUGGAGAACGUCAUGAUCGGAAACAACAACCAAAUGAGUGUUCAUGAGCAAUGUGGUUCUGCCGGCCUCGCAGAUGAGGAGACAAAUGAGGAAGACGAUGCUUCAGCUUCCAACUUGAUAUCGGAGCAAAGCGAAUGGACAUCCUGUGAUGAUAGCAGCCUGGAUCGGUCAAGUGACAUUUCCAUCCUUUGUGAAAAGUUGCAAGAUGUAAUCAUUGGGAACAACAACUAUAUGAAUGUAGAAGAAACUGCAAAUACUGAGAGUGGUGAAGAAGAUGAAGACAAAUAACAGAUAUGUGGAGAAAGCGAAGAUCUUGCUUAUGAAGCCCGUGCAGAAAUUCUCAAACGUGAGCAGGUAGAGGUAAAGAAACUUGCUAAUUCUAAUUAUUUUUGCCAGGGAGAAGGAAGAUAUUUUCUGUGAUUUACAGACAAUAAAUGGAACAGGACACACUGUUCUCAGCCUACUCAAAAUGUUAAAAAGCAAACAGGAUCCCUAUAUCUUUUCCUUAGGGAGUUUUUCUGCAAGAGAAAGAAAAGUAACAGGGAGUGAAUCAAUUUUAUGCUCGCUGUGAACUUUCAGAGCCAUCGUAAACCUUGAAUCCACCCAGGACUUGGAAAUCUUGUGCUCUGGCAAGUGACGAAAUUCAAAUGGCAGCGGCUGUAAAACUCUUAACUAGUUUGCACCAUCAUUCUGCUGGUAGGCUCCAAGGCAAGCUGCUAACUGGAGGUGACGGCCCAGCAUGAGUUAUGUCUCAAUUUGGUGGAGAGAGCUUUCAAAUUCUGCCUUUUUGGAGAUGGGGAUGAGCUAAUGGGUGGGGGGGCGGGGGUGAGAAGGAAGAAUGCAAAACGUAUUGUUCUUGUCAGUUUAAGAUUCUGAACCUCUUCUGGGACCCAGCCCAAAGUGGGAACCGAGGUUGUGGAGCCAAAGCCGAGCCACCCUACAGAGACUUCUCCAUUCUAGUAGAGAAUUGUACUUGGGACAGUGGAUACUGGGAUGUCCUACCUCAGAGCUGGGAAAGGGGAGGCCUGGUCCAACCAGCUACACAGACACAUUUAGGGGGUCCUGUGUGUACAGCGAGAACAGCUGAGCUAGCCUGGUUACCAAAAGCUAACAGGUGUCUAUUACUAACAGAGUUCAGUCUUUCCACCUCUCAUUAAGUUGUCAUGAGUCUUGCAAUGUUCACGGACUUUCUUAAAGCCCCAGCUCCUACAACUCAGAACCUCUCUGCUUGUUCUUAAAAGAAAAAUGUGAACCAAGCACCAUCUCCAGGCUCGGAAACCAAAAAGUCAAAUAAAAAGAACCCCCAAAAUGUGUAGAUUUUUAAAAUCUCAUGAUUUUUUUAAACUGCUCUCGUGAUUUUGGGGCCUGAUUCAUAAUAUUUGAAUGCUUGGGGUUGCCAGUACUGCCCAUAUUAAUCAUGUGGUGCUUGGACACGACCAUGCCAGUAACUGGUUGCAAACUCUUCUAACAUCGUAGUAUGGACAGGGUAUUGUACGGCUGGGCUCCAGAAGCAAGGAAUCGUUAGAGGAGAAUGAGGGACUCUGGAAUUUGCUUUCCUUUCAGCUCAACGGUUCCACACUGUUGACUUCCCAGGUAUUUUCCAAGGCCUGUGUCUUCAUAUAGGUCUUUCCUAGAGGGAUUAUUUUAGUGUUUUUUCUCUCUCUCUCUCAACAUUAUGCUAAUUCAGAUAAUUAUUGUCAAUGUUUUUGUCAAUGUUUUGAUUGUUUAUGUGACAAGAAAGCAAGUGAUGGGCACAUUGUAUAAAUAUGACAAAUUAAAUUAAUGCUGCAGCUGGGUUUUUAAAAGGGCUGAAUGAUUUUAUUUGUAGUCACAGAGACAAAUUGAAGGUAAAUGGAUUCCCUGCUGCAGACUGAAAGCUGAUCACCCUACGGGUCAGGAAGGUAUUGACCCAUCUUCAGCAUAGUAGCCUUUGAUAGCUACGCUACGGGCUGACAGACCUGCUCAGCUCUGGAGCUCAAAGACCAGAAACCAAAACAAGGUUCACGCAAAUCCCUACAAACCAACACACAAGGUGAGCUAAAGUAGCUGGUUUGAAUCCUGGAAAGGGGAUCACUUCUAUUUACAAAUAUGGGGCCCACAUCUCCAUUCUGCCUGAGCUCUCCAGAGGCUGAGAGAGAAAGUGGAGAGGGAGAUAAAUUGGUUUCCUUCCCCUGUAUUCUGGACACAGUCCCAAUGUAUGGUACAGCAUCAGGAGUGCUCUUACAUUUGAGCUGCCUAGAGCCCCCCCCCCAGGGGCCAUUCUAGCAGUGGCAUUCUGCUUCUCUUGGCCAUGUCUCCAACACACCCUCUCCACCAGGCGCUGUGAAAGGAGAUGGUGUAAUUCCCCUAUGCCAAAUCCACCAGCCUUAUAGUCCCUUUGUGGUGCCAGAGUGGCAUGAAGGGGCCCGAUGGAGCAUUGAGCCAGUGGGAUUUCUCGACCACUUUUUAAUGUCACUGCUGCAUUUCCUGUUGAGUCAGACAUUGAUCCAUCUGCACCUUGUUUUUCAAGGCAAGGUAGGACUAGCUAGUGAAAAAAUGAUGACCCCAGAGUUAAUUUACCUCCAUAACUAAGAAGUAAACUAAAUCAAAACCACUUCAGUAGAGCAUAAAAAUUUUAAGGAACUAGUAAAAAUAUUGAUAGGUACUCCUUGCAAAUCAAUGGAGUCACAGUGUUGAAUAUAUCCUUUUAACUCCAUGUCUGUAAAGACCCAGAUGUAUAGCACUCCACCUAAUCAUGACUAUUUCAAGUUGCUUAACUCAGGGGUGAAUGGAACCAGGGACAUCAAUUUGCAUGUGCAAUUGUAAUAUCUAUCCAGCCAAAGUGACCCAAGAUGGCAUCAGAACUACCUCUGAGUUCCUUUCAAAACAUAGCAAGAAACUCAAGAUGAUUGGUGUCAGGAUUUGUGUGUGUAAAGCCAAGAGCAUACUGUAUUUGUAGUCAGUGGAUGACAAGCACCUGACAGAUCCCACCCCCACCCCCAGUCAAAGCAGCUGAGAUGCAUGUCAAGCGUACUUUGACUGCAAUGUGAUCGUUUUGUUUUCCUGUGUGGAGGUAGCUCUAAAAUUAGGGACACUGGAAAAAACAGACCAAAAAAGAAAAGAAAGAGAAAGCUCUCUGAUCAUAGCUAAAUAGCAAAUCAAUGCUGAAUGUCAGAAAUGAUUUAAGUGUAGGCAUAUGCCUCACUAUACCAAAGUCAGAUCAUUGUCCCGUGAUGCCUGGUUUUCCACUUCAACAGUGGUUGUAGAGAUCAGAGACCUGGGACACCAUGGUCAGGGUUAUCUCCUGUUUACACAGACCUUUAUCUCCUCACUAUAUGCCCCCCAAUGGCCACCCUGAAUAGUAGCUCUACAAGUUUAUACCUAACUCCACAAUGGUCAAUUCCAAUAAGUAAAGGCUUAAAUUAUUCAUUCUAUGGCUUUAAGGAAUUGCCAUAUGAGUAAAGGGCAGGAGAUCCUUCCGAAAACCCAAUAAUUGACCUAUUUAAGUCAAUGAGAAUUUUUUUGCCGUUGACUUCCAUGGGACAAAUAUCAAGCUUAAUAUGGGCCUGAGUUUGAAACCCUUAGUGAUGCUGUGUGGCACUGAUUCAAUGGGGAAUUAGUCAUGUAAAUAAGUCCUAUCUGAUGUGAGUAAUGGAGGCAGAUUCUGGCCCUAAGUCAUUACGAUCUUAGGCUCGGGAGAAACUGCAUGACUCAGUUCUAGCUUUAAAAAAUAAAUCUCAAGCCAUAAAGUACCUUUUGGCUUUUGUCAAAGUUGAUCCAAAAGGGCUGUGCUAAAUAAUAAAAAAGAUCAAGCUUUUGAUGUUAAGUUGCAUCUUCAAGCAUAAAAUCCAGCCUUGAUGAUGCUGAGCCCAGCCUAUUUCACCCAGGCAAAAAAUACUCAACAAGAACCUUAUGUUACUUUUCAUUUAGAGAAAACGUCUAUACAUGUAAAAAAAAAAAAUAGAAAAAUCCUUGACAGGUAAGUAAGUAGGAAACAUCUGGCCAAACUGAAGGCAAAAGAAGUCAUUUCAGGGAAAGGUGGUUCGCUGAAAGCUUUUCAUCGUGACUCCAACUUAGCAGUUAACGAAAAAAUAACACUUACUGAUGAAGUGUUUAAAAUGGCAGAUGGCAAAAAUUCUAUACAUAUCUAGCACAAGAAGCUAAAUCGAUUAAGGGAAAAAAUAUUGGCUAGUCUAAAUGUGGAGAUGUGCGCCCAGAGGCGGGGCAGGUAUUUUGAAACUGUCAUGAUAUUUUUGAUAGAUUUCCCAGAAGCAGCGUGGUUCCAGGAAUGGCAGGUUAUUGGAAAGGCUGAUUACUGGACACUGCAGUGUUUGCCUUGGAAGUACAGGGUACCUGUUUCCAGUGAUGGUAGUUCCUGGAAUGGCAACGCAACAGGAACGCUCCGUAUGCUAUAUUCUCCACUGCCCUGCACCUCAUGAUAUCAUUUACACUGUACAAAUUGGGUAUAAAAUGCCACCAAUUCCGAAUGGUAGCAUACCUGCUUUACGGGGUGAUGAUAUCGGGUGUUUGGCAGUGGAGAAUCUGAUUUAUGGUGUCUGUACUGUACUGUAAUUUAUUGCUGUACUAGUUUAUCCCAGGUUACGCACUGUUUUAUGAGCUCACGACUGGGACCAAUACAUUAUUCAGUAAGAAAGUGUGAACUCUGCAAAAAACCCUCUGGAAAGCAAAGACAGGAAGCAUACACUUAUAUCCCCUCCCCUUCCAAAUUAAUUGCUAUUAUUUUGAUUAAAACACAUUAUCAUAUAAAUAUUUGAUUUAAAAUGUGAUUAAAUCUUUCUUGCUUAUGAACUGUGACACCUUUAAAGCCUAACCUUUUACGGCGUAGCGCUACCUAAUUAUGUUGCUCAUUAGCUACGUUUAAUAGUUCGAUCUCUAAUAUGCUCUGCCAUUUGGAACCUGCCGUCAGUGCCAAGUUCAAAUCAAUGCUCUUAGUUAUUUGUGCCAUUGCAGAUAAUUAAACAAAAAUUAAAAGCAAUUUAACCUUGCAGAUAUUCACAGUAUGGUAUUAAUCUGGCUUGGUAUUGAUUGAUAUUCAACGACUGGGAGUGGUUCAAUUAGCCUAAUGUUAUGGGCCUAAUUCUGCCUUUCUUUAUACAGGGACAAAUCCCAUUGAAGUCAUUGGGAGUUCUUUUCUUUUUCAAUGGAGAUAUCCUAUCUCCUAGGACUGGAAGGG
Trachemys scripta elegans is the source of this 6815-nucleotide messenger RNA. It is a transcript of the gene ZBP1, whose product is annotated as Z-DNA binding protein 1. The transcript has 9 exons. The record is from RefSeq and is a predicted model, not a curated record. Gene Ontology annotation, biological process: positive regulation of type I interferon-mediated signaling pathway. Gene Ontology annotation, molecular function: RNA binding; double-stranded RNA adenosine deaminase activity; DNA binding. NCBI's taxonomy places the organism in Eukaryota, Metazoa, Chordata, Testudines, Emydidae. Bases 614 to 1930 code for a protein of 438 amino acids.